Molecule: messenger RNA, 2858 nt
Organism: Pteropus alecto (black flying fox)
Lineage: Eukaryota; Metazoa; Chordata; Mammalia; Chiroptera; Pteropodidae
Gene: MOCOS
Product: molybdenum cofactor sulfurase
Exons: 15
Coding region: 263-2818 (851 amino acids)
Biological process (GO): Mo-molybdopterin cofactor biosynthetic process
Molecular function (GO): molybdenum ion binding; molybdenum cofactor sulfurtransferase activity; pyridoxal phosphate binding
Source: RefSeq, a predicted model, not a curated record
UGCAAACGCCCCGCCCCGCCCAAGAGAGUCCCGCCACGUAGAGUGAGGGUCCCGGGAGCCGCGAGGAGCUCUGGCCUGGGAGAGUCGGGGGGAGGAUCGCUAGAUUCCAGGAUGCCGAGAAGGAAGAAGCAAGUCUCUGCUUCUUCCACCAGCCUCUCCAUGGAGAACUUAGUAUUCCGAGUGUCAGGGAGCAUCUCCGUGGGCUCCGUCAGGAAGCUGUUCAAAGCUACAACCAAAACGGGCAUUCCCUCCCUCCUCCCCCAUGUGGGAACAGAGCAGGAAAGAAAUGAAACUCGGAACCGUCUACCUUGACCAUGCAGGAGCCACAUUGUUCCCCCAGAGCCAGCUCACAAGCUUCACUCAUGAUCUCAUGGAAAAUGUUUAUGGUAAUCCUCACAGCCAGAACAUCAGCAGCAAGCUCACCCAUGACACUGUGGAACAGGUGCGCUACAGGGUUCUGGCUCACUUCCGCACCUGCCCAGAGGACUACAGUGUGGUGUUCACAGCUGGGAGCACGGCUGCUCUGAAACUGGUGGCAGAGGCCUUCCCGUGGGUGUCCCCAAGCCAGGAGAGCAGCGGGAGUCGGUUCUGUUACCUCACUGACAGCCACACCUCUGUGGUGGGCAUGAGGAUGAUCGCCACAGCCAUGAACGUCACUUCUAUCCCUGUCAGGCCGGAGGAGAUGGAGUCAGCGGAGAAACGAGGGGCUGCUGCUGGUGACCCUGACUGCCAGCUUCCACAUCUCUUCUGUUACCCAGCUCAGAGUAACUUUUCUGGAACCAGAUACCCACUGUCCUGGAUAGGAGAGGUCAAGUCUGGGCGGAUGUGCCCCGUGAGUGCACCUGGGAAGUGGUUCGUGGUGCUGGACGCGGCCUCCUACGUGAGCACCUCGCCUUUGGACUUGUCGGUUCACCAGGCCGACUUUGUCCCCCUCUCCUUCUACAAGAUCUUUGGCUUCCCCACAGGCCUAGGGGCUCUACUGGUGCAUAAUCGUACAGCUCCUCUAUUAAGAAAAACCUACUUUGGAGGAGGCACAGCCGCCGCAUACCUUGCAGGAGAAGACUUCUACAUCCCAAGACAGUCAGUGGUGGAAAGGUUUGAAGAUGGCACCAUCUCGUUCCUUGAUGUGAUAGCGCUAAAACAUGGGUUUGAUGCCCUAGAGCGCCUCACAGGUGGAAUGGAGAAUAUAAAGCAGCACACCUUCACCCUGGCUCGGUACACCUACACCGCCCUGUCCUCUCUCCGGUACCCCAACGGAGCCCGUGUGGUGCGGAUUUACAGCGACUCUGAGUUUAGCAGCCCAGAGGUUCAGGGUCCAAUCAUCAAUUUUAAUGUGCUCGAUGAGAGUGGCAACGUCAUUGGUUAUUCCCAGGUGGAUAAAAUGGCUAGUCUUCAUAACAUCCACGUGCGAACUGGCUGCUUCUGUAACACUGGGGCCUGUCAAAGGCACCUGGGGAUAAGUGACGAGAUGGUCAAGAAGCAUCUUCAGGCUGGCCAUGUCUGUGGGGAUGAUGUAGACCUCAUAGAUGGGCAGCCCACAGGAUCUGUGAGGAUUUCAUUUGGAUACAUGUCUACGCUUGAGGAUGCCCAAGCCUUUCUCAGGUUCAUCAUAGCAACCCGACUGUGCCCGUCAGGUGGUCAUCCUAUCCCUCAGGCCACCCCUGGGGAGGCUGGAGCCCCACCAGCAGAGAGUGAGGCUCAGAACACCAUGACUGUCACCAUGGAUGGACAUAGUUCCUCACCUGAGGAAGACACUCGUCCAAACUCCAGGAUUUGGAAUGACUUGCCCACAGCUGUGGAUGCUGUGAGUUUGCACCCACCUGUGCUGAAGGCCACCAGGACCCAGCAGACCCCUUCAGGGAGAGCUGCAGGAGUUCUGGAUGGAGGCCUUGGGUCACAUGUCGUCACCAACCUUUACCUCUACCCAAUCAAAUCCUGUGCUGCAUUUGAGGUGACCAGAUGGCCUCUAGAAAAGCAAGGGCUGCUAUAUGAUCGUAGCUGGAUGGUUGUGAAUCACAACGGCAUUUGCCUGAGUCAGAAGCAGGAGCCCCGGCUCUGCCUGAUCCAGCCCUUCAUUGACCUGCAGCAAAGGAUCAUGGUCAUCAAAGCCAAAGGGAUGGAGCCUAUAGAGGUGCCUCUUGAGGAAAAUGGUGAACAGGCUCAGAUUUGCCAAAGCAAAGUCUGUACGGACAGGGUAAAUACUUCUGAUUGUGGAGAAAAAAUUUCAAGCUGGUUGUCAGAGUUCCUGGGCCGUCCAUGUCAUUUGAUCAAACAAAGUUCAAACUUUCAAAGAAAUGCGAAGAAACACGGCAAAGGUCAAUCUGCUGGUACAACAGCCACUCUUUCUCUGGUGAAUGAGGCCCAGUAUCUGCUGCUAAACAGAUCCAGUGUUUUGGAGCUUCAGCAGCAAUUAAAUGCCAGUGAUGAGAAUGGAAAAGAGAAAUUAUUCCCAAUGAAAGAUCUCAUCUCGCGUUUCCGUGCCAAUAUUAUUAUCAAUGGAACCAGUGCUUUUGAAGAAGAGAAAUGGGAUGAGAUUUCAAUUGGUCCUUUGCAUUUCCAGGUUUUGGGGCCUUGUCACAGAUGCCAGAUGAUUUGCAUUGACCAGAAAACUGGGCAGCGAAACCAAAAUGUUUUCCAAAAGCUUUCUGAGAGUCGAGAGAGAAAGGUGAACUUUGGAGUGUACCUGAUGCAUACAUCUUUGGAUUUAUCUUCUCCACGUUUCCUAUCUGUAGGAGCUCAAGUGCUCCCUGUGUUAAAAGAAAGCAUAGAAUGCCACGAUUUACCUGCUUCCAGGAAAUAUCAGGAUGUUAUCUCCUGAGAUGUUUUCAGCAUAAAUUAAAAUUUCUCUUUUAUAAGUA